Molecule: messenger RNA, 1602 nt
Organism: Phyllostomus hastatus (greater spear-nosed bat)
Lineage: Eukaryota; Metazoa; Chordata; Mammalia; Chiroptera; Phyllostomidae
Gene: WDR55
Product: WD repeat domain 55
Exons: 7
Coding region: 99-1232 (377 amino acids)
Molecular function (GO): protein binding
Source: RefSeq, a predicted model, not a curated record
CCUCGAACGGAAGUGGUGCGCUCAGCUACUGACUCCUGCCGGGUCCCUGGGUCUUGGGCUCACUGCUCCACUGCUGCGCAGCUCGGAUCCUCUCAUGCAUGGAUUGCACGUGUGAGGAGAGGUCCGCGGAGGACAGGAGCGACGAGGAGGACUCCGACUCCCCGGAAGUACCGGCCCGUACCCGGGACACCCCUGAAGACAUCGUUUUGGAAGCACCAGCCAGUGGGCUGGCAUUCCACCCGUCCCGUGACCUCCUGGCGGCGGGGGACGUGGACGGGGACGUGUUUGUGUUUUCCUAUUCCUGCCAAGAGGGAGAAACUAAGGAGCUCUGGUCCUCAGGUCACCACCUCAAGUCUUGCCGUGCUGUGGUCUUCUCUGAAGAUGGGCAGAAACUUGUUACUGUAUCCAAGGAUAAAGCCAUCCAUGUUCUAGAUGUGGAGCAGGGCCGACUGGAAAGACGUAUUUCCAAGGCGCAUGGUGCCCCAAUCAACAGCCUGCUGCUGGUGGAUGAGAAUGUCCUAGCCACUGGGGAUGACACAGGUGGCAUCCGGCUGUGGGACCAGCGGAAGGAGGGCCCCGUAAUGGAUAUGCGGCAGCAUGAGGAGUACAUUGCUGACAUGGCUCUGGACCCAGCCAAGAAGCUGUUGCUGACAGCCAGUGGGGAUGGCUGCCUUGGUGUCUUCAAUAUCAAGCGACGCCGGUUUGAGUUGCUUUCAGAACCUCAGUCUGGAGACCUGACCUCUGUCACAAUCAUGAAAUGUGGGAGGAAGGUGGCCUGUGGCUCCAGUGAAGGUACCAUCUACCUCUUCAACUGGAAUGGCUUUGGGGCCACAAGUGACCGCUUUGCCCUGAGAGCCGAGUCCAUCGACUGCAUGGUUGCGGUCACCGACAGUCUGCUGUGCACUGGGUCCACUGAUGGAGUUAUCAGGGCUGUGAACAUCUUGCCGAACCGCGUGGUGGGCACUGUGGGCCAGCACACCGGGGAGCCCGUGGAGAAGCUGGCCCUCUCCCACUGCGGCCGCUUCUUGGCCAGCAGUGGCCAUGACCAGUGCCUCAAGUUUUGGGACAUGGCCCAGUCUCGGGCUGUGGUAGUGAAUGACUACCGUCGGCGUAAAAAAAAGGGAGGGCCGCUUCGCGCGCUGAGCAGCAAGGCUUGGAGCACUGAUGACUUCUUUGCAGGACUGAGGGAAGAGGAAAAGGAGGAAGAGGAGAGUGAGGACGACAGUGACUGAGGGAAUGAGCUGAAUCUCAAAGACAGGUCCUCACUGGGCAAGAGUCUUGCUCCCUGGGCUGAAUCCCCAGAGGCUGUGCGGAUAUCAUACCCUCUUGUGCGGCAGACGGAGAAGGGCAGACGGGCUCGGGACUGUGGGGAAGCAGGGCUGCUCACACCACCAGUGUAAGCCAAGUCCACAGCUGGGGCAAGACGGCACGGACACAGGUGUACACCAACCAGGGGUUUAAUAUAAAUACAACCAGCAUAGAAAAACCAACCAACAAUACACGUACACCAAAACCAAAAUGCCAACUGGUGGGGACAAAUGGCAGAUUUAUGACCCUUUGGCUCAGCCCUCCCCGAAAUAAAAACCAACAAAGACAAAUCAA